Brassica oleracea var. oleracea is the source of this 623-nucleotide messenger RNA. RefSeq lists its product as uncharacterized. The record is from RefSeq and is a predicted model, not a curated record. The transcript has a single exon. Lineage: Eukaryota; Viridiplantae; Streptophyta; Magnoliopsida; Brassicales; Brassicaceae. Bases 1 to 558 code for a protein of 185 amino acids.
AUGGAAGUCAAAAAUCAGAUCAAUGGUAGAGAAGAAGAGAUCAAGAACAAGAUGAAGAAGAAAAGAUCACGUGGCAUGCACGUAAUCGGCGUAGUUUUGUACAUGCUUCGCCGUCGUAGGAGGACAAAGCCGUUUAAAAAUGGGUUUUGGCGGCGAGUUGUUGAGUCCUUUCAGCAGUUGAAAAACGAUAAGAUUACCAUGCAUCCACCGUCUAAUAUUACGAUUAUGCCACCGGCUUCUCCGGUGAAGGAGAAACCUCCAGCGAGUAAUGACGAUCGGUUAGCAGAGAUGGUAGAGGUUUUCACGGCGACGUCUUCUUCUUGCUCUUCGGGAAUCUCUGGAUAUGGAUCGGCAAAGUCGUUGCGUGAUAUGGAUUGUCUUGAUGAAGAUGAUGAUGAUGAUGAUGAUGAUGAGGAUUGCUACCGUGACGUUGAUGGAGGUGAUGAGAUGAUUGACGUGAAAGCGGAGGAGUUUAUUGAGAGAUUUUACGAGCAAAUGAGGAUGCAAAAUCAGGCUUAUACAGGACGUUGCAAAGCCAAAGGGACGAUGACGGUCUAGCGAUGAAGCAUAUAAUAUGACAUGAACGUAUGGUUUAUACAUGCAUAGAGAUGUGCAUGUUUAUC